UCACGACUUCUGGACAUGCUUCCUCUGGAUGGCUGGCCGGCGCUGCUUCGACCGUGCUCUACAUGGUGGUAUGUGGUGGCCUUGGCUGGAUGGGAUCAACCAAACGGUGGGUUUUUUCCUAGUUUAUUUGAAUUUUUUAAAUUUAAAAAUGAAAUUUUUUUUAUUUUUAUGUAUGUUCUUCAUGUGGUGGCCUUUGGAGAAUAUGCUGAUGGUCUUCAUGGUGGUGGUGGUCUGGGGGCCUUUAUGCUUGUGGUGGUGGUGGUUUGGUGGCUCUUGGUGUGGCUCUUCAUGCUCCUGGUGGUUGGUGGCUCUCUUCAUGCUCUUGUUGCCUGCUCUUGGUGGUUGGUGGAAUAUGGUUGGGGUGUGGUUUUUUUUAUUAAAAAAUAA
Molecule: messenger RNA, 387 nt
Organism: Meloidogyne enterolobii
Lineage: Eukaryota; Metazoa; Nematoda; Chromadorea; Rhabditida; Meloidogynidae
Source: the annotation of a GenBank genome assembly